AUGGCAGACAAUGGCCUCAUCGACAAAGUCCAUGACCUGAGCGACCUCGAGCUUGCCGUGCUACUAUGUCUUAUUAGCCGUGAGCACUGUCUGAUCAGCACACCGGCCAGUACAAUUGACGAGUUGGUCCUGGAGCUACAGCUGAUUGCUACAAAGACCUUUGGUCUCGAAUGGGCCGUAAUCAAUUGCUCCCCAUCCACCACUCUCGAGGACUUCGCCUCGGCGAUCCUCUCAACCGCACCGCCGCCGCCCGACGGCAACGCGCCCACCAAAUCCUACUUCCCCUCCCCGAGGCACAUCCCCUCUCUCCGGACCGGCUUGACCAGCUCAACAACCCCCGGCGGCGGCAGCACCGCCAGCCCGCAAAUCGCCAACGUGGUGCUCGCCCGGGACCUCGACCGCGCGCCGCACGCCGUCCAGAUCCAGGCGCUCGAGCUUCUGCGCACGCGCCGCCUCUUCACCCGCACCACCGUGCAGGUCGCCCCCAAGCAGUUCGUCUUCGUCCCCGUGCUCGCCGCGGCCCGCGGCGGCCGUGCCCGCGUCACCCCGCACCUCAACGACUUCCUCGCCAUCGCCCACUGGCACGAUCCCGGCCACGGCCUGGUCAACCUCGAGGAGCAGCAGGCCGCCGAGAGCCCGUACCCGGACGACGACGCGGCGUCGACGGGCAGCAUCGUCAAGAGAGCGGCUGCGCGUGCUAAGCGACACCCACACCCGACGGCGCCGGCUCUGAUAUCCAAAGACGACAUUAUCUGCCUUCGCGAAAAGGGCGAAAAGGUGCACGUCGACGUCGAUGUCAUCCGCUACCAGAUGAACGUCGUCUCGUUCCUGCGCAUGCACCGCGCGAUCGACCAGGGCAUCACGCCCGCGGCCACCGCGCACUUUGGCCAGCUCAUGCGCAACCUCGCGCCCCUGCACCGUCUCGACUGCGUCACCCCGGCGCUUGUCGGCCUCGCCGCCCGCAAGGUCUACCUGCACCGCAUCCGGAUCGCCGACCCGCACAAGGAGAGGAGUAUGCAGUGGGGGAGCAAGUUGGAGGCUGUCGAGGCCCUGUUGCAGGACGUCGGCCCGGAGGAGGUGCUCGACGAGGUCCUCACCAUGGUGACUGCGCCUGUAUAA
Messenger RNA from Cordyceps fumosorosea ARSEF 2679, 1119 nucleotides. RefSeq lists its product as hypothetical. The transcript is spliced from 3 exons. The record is from RefSeq and is a predicted model, not a curated record. Lineage: Eukaryota; Fungi; Ascomycota; Sordariomycetes; Hypocreales; Cordycipitaceae. The coding region runs from base 1 to 1119 and encodes 372 amino acids.